Nannizzia gypsea CBS 118893 is the source of this 1743-nucleotide messenger RNA. RefSeq names its product methylcrotonoyl-CoA carboxylase subunit beta. Lineage: Eukaryota; Fungi; Ascomycota; Eurotiomycetes; Onygenales; Arthrodermataceae. Gene Ontology annotation, cellular component: methylcrotonoyl-CoA carboxylase complex; mitochondrion. The transcript has 2 exons. Gene Ontology annotation, molecular function: methylcrotonoyl-CoA carboxylase activity. The record is from RefSeq and is a predicted model, not a curated record. Gene Ontology annotation, biological process: L-leucine catabolic process. The coding region runs from base 1 to 1743 and encodes 580 amino acids.
AUGGCUCUCCGCGCCCCCUCUGCCGGCCUUCUGCAUAGCAUGCGAUGCGCCCUCAACCAGCAGCUCCCUCGACGGGCAGCAAUCACACUGAAGCCAGGCUCCAGCUACCGGGUCAGGAGCGUUGCCAGCUUCACGCAUGCUCACCAGGCGUCUGCCAUCUCCGUUCUGCCUACCACCGUCGAUACCUCGUCCGCAGACUUCCAGGAGAAUGCUAAGCAGAUGGAGGAAGUGCUCAAGAAAAUGAGCGACUUGCACACCAAAAUUGCCCAGGGAGGAUCCCAGAAGGCUCGUGAUAAACAUAUUGCUCGUGGGAAGAUGCUGCCCAGAGACAGAGUGACCGCUCUCAUUGACCCCGGCACCUCGUUCCUCGAGCUCUCCCCUCUGGCCGGCCACGAAGUCUACCCGGGUGACGAUGUGCCCUCUGGCGGUAUCAUUACUGGAAUUGGUAUGGUCGAGGGCGUCAACUGCAUGAUUGUUGCCAACGACAGCACCGUCAAGGGUGGAACCUACUACCCGAUCACCGUCAAGAAGCAUCUGCGUGCCCAGGCAAUUGCCCAGGAGAACAAGCUACCCUGCAUUUACCUUGUUGACUCUGGCGGUGCCAACCUGCCUCACCAGGCUGACGUCUUCCCAGACAAAGAGCACUUUGGCCGUAUCUUCUUCAACCAGGCUCGCAUGAGCUCUCUCGGUAUCCCCCAGAUCUCAGUUGUUAUGGGCCCAUGUACUGCCGGUGGUGCCUACGUUCCCGCCAUGAGCGACGAGUCUAUCAUCGUUGAGAACCAGGGAACUAUCUUCCUUGCCGGACCACCACUGGUCAAGGCGGCUACCGGUGAAAUCGUCUCCGCUGAAGACCUUGGAGGCGGUAAACUGCACUCUUCCAUCUCCGGUGUGACCGAUUACCUUGCUGUUGACGACGCCCACGCCCUGACCCUAGCCCGCCGCUCGAUAUCCAACCUGAACUGGCCCAAGACCACCUCCCCAUUGACGCCCACUUCGACUUCCACCGAACCCAUCAAGGAGCCCCUGUACCCUGCCUCCGAGCUGGCGGGGAUAAUGGGCACCAAUCUCCGUCGCCAAGUAGACGCGCACGAAAUCAUCGCCCGUAUCGUUGACGGAUCUGAAUUCUCCGAAUUUAAACGCGACUACGGCACUACUCUCGUCACUGGCUUCGCACGUAUCUACGGCACCCAGGUCGGAAUCGUAGCUAACAAUGGAAUCCUCUUCUCUGAAUCCUCACUCAAGGGCGCUCAUUUCAUCGAGCUAUGCGCCCAACGAAACGUCCCCUUGCUCUUCCUGCAGAAUAUCUCCGGUUUCAUGGUCGGAGCCGACGCCGAAAAGGGAGGUAUUGCGAAGAACGGUGCCAAGCUGGUUACUGCUGUUGCUUGCGCGGACGUUCCCAAGUUCACUGUUGUGUAUGGUGCCAGUGCUGGAGCAGGUAAUUACGGAAUGUGUGGCCGUGCAUAUUCCCCCCGGUUCCUCUUCAUGUGGCCUAAUGCAAAGAUCGGCGUCAUGGGCUCUGAGCAGCUAACCAACGUUAUGGCCGCGGUCGGCAAGAGCGUCGACCCCUCGCUGCGUGAUCGUAUCGACGCCGAGAGCGAGGCUGUCUUCUCCUCUGCUCGUCUCUGGGAUGACGGCGUUAUUCCUCCAGCCGACACUCGAAAAGUCCUGGGUCUAUGUCUGGCUGCUUCCGUCGGCGGACGUGCGGAGGAAGCAAAGACCAAGUUCGGUGUUUUCAGAAUGUGA